CGAGGCACCGUAGAAGCAGCGCCACUUAUUUCUGUUGAAUGUUCCGCUUGUUUCUCGUCAUAAGUAACGGUUAGGUAAAAAAAGAUAUAAAGUAGCGCGGUGUGGAUUUAACGCGUAAAAAGCGCAUUUAACGUUGUUUAAAUUAAGAAUUCGAUUUCAUUUUAUAAAGUAAAACGGCAAAACAGUUAUUCGUGAAAAUCGUUGUAAAGCAGUGACAAGAAAAUCCAGACGAGUGGCGCGUCUGUGCAAACGGCUCUCUGGUCGUAUGACGUAAUUGUAUUGAUCGCGGAAGAAGAGCCGAAAGUCGCGCAUUCGCCAUCUUGGACGAAUUGUGGAAAAGAAGUAUCUGUGUCUCACAGGCGCGGUACACUUAUAACUGUUGUAAUCCGUGGCGAUCCGGAUAUUAAUUAGUUUAACUGGGAAUUAACCCUUUUGUGAACUAGAUACCCAUUUGGACGGACCAAGACAAAAGGUUCGUUCUUUGGGUCUGAUUAGUACUAAAUGGUUGCCUGCAGACAGCAUGUCUACUCUGUCAGGGCCUGUGUCGAAGGGGGAGAAAGGAAAAUCCAAGUUCCAAUCAUUAGAUAUCAAUAGUUUAUACAGAGAAUAUAGAGGUGAAUCUUUGGAGCAGCAACAACAAAAGAACACAUUACCACGCAAACAUGGAAUGCAAAGUCUUGGAAAGGUGCCUUCGGCACGGCGACCUCCUGCCAAUCUGCCUAGUUUGAAAAGCGAACAUAGUAGUAGCGAUCCAGCUGUUAGUCUUGUACCAAGCGGAGGAAGUGGUUGGGCUACUACCAAAGAUAUAACAACGACAACCACUACCAUCACAACCACCACAACUACAACUUCAUCGGAUACAGCAAUUUCAAAUUCUUCACCGGCACAAUGUGCAGUGGGGACUACUGCAACACCGACAUUACAUCCGUUACUGCCAGGACAACCAAGCAUUUCCCAGUCUUCGUACACCUCCGACGCGAAUAUCAAAUCGUCAUGGAGCGCGAUAAUGAGCAGAUCGGGAGAUGGCGGUGCAUCUGUAGGCCAACAACAUACCCAACAACAGCAGCAGCAGCAGCAGCAGCAGCAACAGCAGCAGCAGCAGCAGCAGCAGCAGCAGCAACAACAACAGCAACAACAACAACAACCGACAAAUCGAGAAUUAAGUGCUCAAUACGGACCCGGACCAAGUUUACGCCCCCAAACGGAAGGAAGCUGGAUACAAGGUGGAAGUCGCACAGCCAGUGGUGCAGGGUUAGGGACGGGUGGUCCCGGCUCAGGAACUACUUCGGUGGUCCAGGGCCCCCCUUUGAAUGCCACUGGAUCGGGAGGACAUGCCGACGCACCUGGCGGACGACAGAACUUGGUCCAAUCUCCCAACAUGGCCAUGGCCCAGGGAGGCCCGCAUAAUGCUCCAAACAGUCAAAACGCGUUAAGUUCUGGCUCUCAUCAAAUUGGUCCAAAUUUGCAUCACUAUAGAGGACUGAUUCCUCCGUUUAUGUACAGAGGAAAUUUUACCGGUGGAUUUCCUUCGCAGUUUUCAUCGAACACCGGUCCCAGUGGACCCAGACCACGAUUUAAUUACACCUCGGAACGAUUUCCUGCCCCAGCCCCGCGUCAACAAGAACGCGAACGCGUUCCCGAGGAAGAAAUUGUUACACGACCGAUUAUCAAAGAGGAGGACCUUACUCGAAUGGAUGAUAUUUCUCGCGACGCUGGUUGGGCAGAGCAAGACGAUAUCGAUUAUAAUAAGAAACUUACUUUCAGCGACGAUGAAACCGAUCUAGAACCACUAAAGAAAGACGAGAAAAAAGAUAGUACAGAGGAAAAAAUGGAAGAAAAUUCAACAGAAGAUAGAGAUAAAGUUCGGGAUAACCGUGAUAUUCACGAUAACCGGGAGUUGAAAGAAUCAUCCCGAGAUCAACCGAUUCAUCGUUCAUGGACUCAUAGCUCUUUGCCACGUGACUAUCGCGGAUCCAAUGGAUCCGGUAGUUAUAACAGCGGUCAAUCACAAUUGCACAUGGUGCAUUCUUUGAGAGGUGUAGAAGACGACGAAGGAUGGAACGAAAAACGACGAGUAGUGAGAGUAGAGGUGGCGUCGGUUACCGAGCGUGCUCAACAACGUAAAGAAGAAGUGGAGAAACUGUACGAAGAAUCGAGUAGACAAGCAGCAGCUAAAAAACAACAAGACGUUGAACAAAAACUGAAAGACAAACAGUCGAAUGAAUCGAAAAAUUUGAUAAGCGCCCCGCCCGUUCCGAUUCCGGUACCGGAAUGGGAACGCGAUAGGGAAAACAGAGAACGAGGAGAGCGCGGUGACCGAGGAGACCGAGGAGACCGAGGAGACCGGGGAGACCGGGGAGACCGGGGAGACCGAGGAGAACGAGGAGAACGAGGAGAACGAGGAGAGCGCGGAGAACGAGGAGAACGGCCCGGUGUCGGAUCUUCCGAGGUGAAAGACGAAAAGUCUUUGACGCGCGAAUCUCGCGAAAAUAGAGACGGUUCGAAAUACGGUAGAGAGUCCCGAGAUUCGUUGAUAUCAGAUUUUCGACAAGUCGAUCGGCAGAAUUUCAUCAGACAGCAGGAUGGGGUACGCUGCGAUCGAGAUCGAACGCGCGAUAUCGAUCGCGAGCGCGAGCGCGAACGCGAACGAGAGAGGGACAUAAUACGCGAACGAGAGAGAGAAAGGGAAAGAGAUAUGAUCCGCGAACGAGAGAGAGAAAGAGAUAUAAUACGCGAACGCGAGCGCGAGCGAGAUCGCGAUCAAAGGGACACGAGAGAUCGCGAUUUACCCACGUUCUCCCGGUUUUUUCAAUCAAACUUACCACCGCGAUUUCAAAAGCAACAAGCGGAGAGAAGCAACGCCGGAUUCAAUCGAAUCUCGCCGAGUACCGAGAGGUCGUCUAUUCAGACAGUCUCGUUCUCCCAGCAGUACGAUCCCAGCAGAUGGCUUCACAAUCACAGUUCUUUAAUAGAUAACAGUUUGAAGCAGUCUCACGGCAGUGCUCCCUCGCAACGUCGAAGCAGAACAGAUUCCGACAUCUCUGUGUCGAUAGAGGACGAACGACCUCCGUCCAGAGAUUAUCGCGGGUCUUUCCUUCGAGAAGAUCGAUACCGGCAUUCCUUGCACCGACCUUACGAUACCCGCAAACCGGCUGGCUACAGCGACGACUACUCCCGCAAUUACAGAGAUCACGAUUACGACGACAGACAUUCCCGUGAUUCUUGGGAACGUGAAAGAUACUACGACGAUAACAAAGAUCGAGAUUCGAAAGAUAACUUAGAGGCGAGAGACGUCAGAGAAAAUCGGGAAGCCCGCGAAAAUCGAGCAGUUCGAGAUAUAAGGGAAAAUCGAGAAAGAGAUAAUAAACUUAAAAAGGAUUAUGAUAAUUAUUUAAAGGAUCCUUUCGAAGAGCGUGAUCGCGAGCGUGAUAGAGAACGAGAUCGCGAUCAGAGAGAAAGAUCGGAAAGCGUCGAAUGGCGGGAUGAUCGUAUCACGCAAGAUAGGUCGAUCGAUAAUCGCCGCGACAUGCAACGCGAACGGGAACGCGAUCGCGACCGUGAUCGCGAUCGUGACAGAGAGCGGGAUCGCGAUCAGAGAGAAAGAUCGGAAAGUGUCGAGUGGCGGGAAGAUCGUAUCACGCAGGACAGGUCGAUCGAUAAUCGUCAUUCGUUGCAUCGACCUUACGAUACCCGGAAACCAGGUGGCUACAGUGACGAGUACUUACAGCAACGGGACGACCGAGUGGAACGCAACGAGCGCCCGCAGAGACCGGAUUCUCGCGACAGUCGUACUUCUCGAGAAUCGAAGACUUCCUUGCGCGAAGAAGACUCGCACAAGUUGCGCGAUUGCAGUUCCUGGGCGAACGAGGUUGCCGAUUACGAGGAGAACAAGCGAGAUACAUAUCACGAGGACACCCGGGAAAGAGAACGAGAGAGAAGGCAACCCCUUGGACCGGUCACGAAGGAGAGAAUCGAAGCGGACGAACUGAAAGCGGAGAAACGGAAUUUAACCCAGCUGAAGAGAACGAGCUCCGAGCACGACAAGAAGGAGCAGUUGAAGGAAUCUGCUAUCGAGACGAAAAAGGAACCGGACGUCUGGAGUUGGAAAGUCGAGCGGAUAAACGACACCAAUCGAACCACGGAGAGAGGCGAGAAUUCCCCAAAGGCGUGGGCCGACGCCGUCUCCCCUACCUUCGAGAAGGAAGAGGAGAAAAGCUUGGACAGCGUCAAGAACGACAAGGAGCCCGACGAGCUGUUGAAGCAAAAUCUCGAAAAGUUGAGCUUGGACAAGAGAGAGAGGGACAGGGAGAGCGUUCUGAACGAAGACGCGAUCACGGAACAGCAGGCGAAGGAGGAGAAGCGGGAGAAGAGCAUUCGGAACAGAACGAGUAGCGGCGGAUCGAACUCGAGGGUUCGCGAAUCUCGCGGGGGGCGACAAUGGGCUGGUACUUACAGCACGUACACCAGGGGUUGGCGUAGCUCGGAGUCCAGGGGGCGGAGGGGCGUCCACAGAACCGCGGGCAGACCAGCUUCCGCCAGAAGCGGCUCGUACGGGCAUUCCGACUCGGAGAACAGCGGCGACGAAAUAUCUUGCUCGACCGAGUCCGGCAAGGAAGAGAAAAAGUCCGCCAGAUCGCCGAAGCCGAAUCAAAAGGCGGAGAAGGAGGAGCGCAAUCGAGAGGUAUCCAACCGAGACGAGAAGCGAGCGGAUUACUCGCAACAGCAGCGAAACGAGAAACGAGCUUACGACGGUAAAUCGAGCCACGAAGGGUUCGCUCCUUCCGGGGAACCUUCUCGUCACGGUCGGGGCGGCGUGCGAAUGCGAAGCGCCACCAGUACCGGAAAUCGCAUGGAAGGUUACGGGCCACCAUCCAGCAAGAGCCCCUUUUCCUGCGAACGAACCAUCGACGAGAAGCGCCAAGAACCCUCGAAUUCUUUGCGGCAGAAUCCGGUGAUAUCGACUGCCAUUUCCGAGAAGGAACCAAAUUCGCUCGCCUCCUCGCAGCUGGAGUCCGCCGAUGAUAAAAUUAUCGCGAAGCAACAGGCGCUCACAGCUGGAAUUACAGGGAAGCGUGCCAAGUCUCCGAUUCAACAGUCCCAGCAACAUCCACAGAAUCAACAACUCUGCAACAAACAGGACGUAAAUCACACGAGCAGCAACCCUGUUGCUCAGAAGGUACACGGCCGUAAAGAAGAAUCGUCGCGCUCGAAAAGAACUCGUAGCGCGAGCAGAAGGGGUAGAGAUAAUCGAGAGUCGCGGUAUCGUGGAAGUAGCAGCAACGUGUCGAAGCAAAACUCCUCGGAUAUCGGAAACGAAGAUUGGGAAACAACGUCGGAGAACAGCGAGGAACACGUAGAGGAACACAAAGAGAUGCGAAACAGUCGCAAACAGUUUGGUACGCGCACGAGCUCCAGUGGUAGCCAAAACACUGCCGGAUCGAACGUGCACUCCCGGCGAAACGAGCAAGCGGCAGGCAACCGGGAACAGCGAGAAAAACCCGCAAAGUCUUCCAAUUCAACGUCUCGCGCGCCUGGCGCGGAAAAGCGAAACGUGCAAAAUUUGGGUUUCGCCAAUCAAAAGAGUCACGCCAGCAGCAUUCCGCCUCUGAUGCAGUCCGCUCAAAUUCAGAACGGGAGGUCGAGAAGUCAGACUUCCGGGAGCAACGCGAUGUUGAAUAAAUCGGCUGCGAAGGAUGCCACCGUCAAUCGUAUAGACGAAAUCAAAUUGACCGAUCCGAAUUUGGUCAGUCAAGCUCUGAACGAUAUCAACAAAAAGUCACAGAUAAAAGAGAAAAAGAUUAUGGUCGAUUACGAGAUGGAACCCAACAAUUGCGCCGAAGACGGGACGAACGUGAUCGAGAAAAAGGUCGAUUCGGACGGUUUCCAAGAGGUUCGUUCGAAAAAGAACGUCAAAGAAUCCAGACACGGACAGAAGGAAGAAGCGGCGAAACCGUUGAAACGCGAGAAGGAGAAAGAUCGGGAGCGCGAUCGUUCGAAAUCGAAGGCCAACGGUGGUUCCCAGACAUCUUCGUUGCAACAGGUGCAGAAUAUACCGCCUCUGUUGGGCCAAACCAUUCCACAACCGGCGAACAUGUUGCAAAAGCAACACGAUAGGACGCGCAGUCAAAAAUUGGUCGCCCCUAGAUUCUUGAAGCAACGCUUGGCGAAACAACAGCAACAACAGAUGUGCACGUCAGAGUCGAACGACUCGAACAACGCGUACAGCAAUAAGGAUUCGUCGUCGAGCGGGCCCGCGCCGCCACCGUCGGUGAACGCUUGGGACAAACCGUUCACGACCAGCCAGUUGCGGUCAACCUCGCCGUCCGCGGUUUCCGCUGAUCUUCCAUUGAUGUCUGGUAUGUCGUCGCAAAACGACCACGGUCAUAUCCACGCUCACGAAAUCAACGAGCAGACCAAUUCUGGAAACAGCAGCCAACGAAAUUCGCCGAACAAUGAAAAGCCCAAUAAGAAUUUGAAGGAACAGCUCUCGGAAAAGAAUUCGGUGUCCGACGUUUCUUCGCCUCCCGUGCAAACCUUGAUCUUCGAAAAUACGAAUUACUCGAAAACCACUAAGGCUGCUCCCUCCGACCUAGCCGUUAAAACCAAAUUUCCGAACCAUAUGAAGAAUCAACAACAGCAGCAGCAGCAGCAGCAGCAGCAGCAGCAGCAACAGCAGCAACAACAACAACAACAGCAGCAGCAACAACAACAGCAACAACAACAACAACAACAACAACAGCGUGUCGAAAAACGUGGAGAUUUGGAGGAAGCGCCACAAAUACCAUCCCCCAAAUCAAGAAACUGUAAACAACAAUCUUCGUCCCAACAACCUCAACCGAGUCCCACGCAACAUCACAAGUAUCAACAGUAUCAAGGCGUUAGUCAAUCUGCUUUGGUUUUACAGCAAAAUGUACGUGGUAUGGGAAUGCCACCUCGUGCUGGUAUUCAGCCUUCGCAACAACGAUAUCCGCCACCUAUUCAAAGACCGGUCGUUCCUUUCACACCGGGCCCAAACCCGAACAAUCCUACUCAACAGCAACCCAAUUGCAUGCCGUCGCAACAGCAGCAGCAACAACAACAGCAGCAGCAGCAGCAGCAACAGCAGCCACCGCAAACACAAAUUAAUCGUCACAGACCGAAUAUGCAUCAACAGCAACAACAGCAACAGCGCAACAUGAAAAUGCAACAACAGUACUAUUCGACGCAAGGAAACGUAAAGAUGGAUACAACCGAGAAAACGGAUUCUCACAAUGAUAAAAUAAACGAUAAUGGGUCCGGUGCUCAACAAGGAAACACUAAAGGAAACGUCAAUCAACAGGACAAUGACAAUAAAGAAGAAGUGAACCAACAAAAUGAGUGAAUGUGAAAAAGCCCGUUCAUUCUACCAUUUGAAAG
Nomia melanderi (Alkali bee) is the source of this 7395-nucleotide messenger RNA. The record is from RefSeq and is a predicted model, not a curated record. NCBI's taxonomy places the organism in Eukaryota, Metazoa, Arthropoda, Insecta, Hymenoptera, Halictidae.